Messenger RNA from Cinara cedri, 282 nucleotides. The record is from the annotation of a GenBank genome assembly. Lineage: Eukaryota; Metazoa; Arthropoda; Insecta; Hemiptera; Aphididae.
AUGGACCAAAUAAUUAGUGAUAUUGGAAAUAAUUACGUUUACAUAAUUGUUGACGAAACAGCAAAGAGGUUUGUAUAAAUAUUUUUUUUUUUAAUUUCUCAAUAUAAUAAAAUAUACUAUUUUCGUUUAAGUUUGUCUAUUCCAAAUUUAUUAAUUGGUAAAUUAGACGGGACGCCUAGUAAAUCAUAUUUGGUUGCAUGUAAAGAACUAAAAUCCACCAAUUAUGAAACUAUUUGUCAGUUUAUUAAUUCCUCGUUAAAAAUGUUUCCUGGUAUUGAAUAA